GCCGGGUUGCCGGCCAUGCCCAUAUAGCCACCGCCUCUGCGCGUCGCCCUCCACGGUUACCCCGAUUCUUCGCCCCUCCUUCCCGCGGCGCUCUAGGGACCAUGGCCGAACCUCGCGUGAGACAGAUCAAGAUCAAGACCGGCGUGGUGAAGCGGUUGGUCAAAGAAAAAGUGAUGUAUGAAAAAGAGGCAAAACAACAGGAAGAAAAGAUUGAAAAAAUGAGAGCUGAAGAUGGUGAAAAUUAUGACAUUAAAAAGCAGGCUGGUCUUCAAUUCCUGGCCUCCAGCGAUGCUCCCACCCUAGCCUCUCAGAGUCCUGGGAUUAUAUGCGUAGAGAUCCUACAAGAAUCCCGGAUGAUGAUCCCAGAUUGCCAGCGCAGGUUGGAAGCCGCAUAUUUGGAUCUUCAACAGAUAUUAGAAUGUGAAAAAGACUUGGAAGAAACUGAGGAAUAUAAAGAAGCACGUUUAGUACUGGAUUCAGUGAAGUUAGAAGCCUGAAACUUUUCUUUUAUGGGGUGGUUUUUGCAUUGAAUCCUGGGGUCCAUUUUACAAUCCAUUAUUUUUGACCACUGCUGUGUGUUCAAGUAGUGUGAGAAUGUGAUUGCUUUUAUCUGGUUACGUAUGUAUUUCUUUGUCUAAUUUAAUAUGUCAAAUAAAUGAAUACAUCUAAUAAAA
Molecule: messenger RNA, 674 nt
Organism: Mandrillus leucophaeus (drill)
Lineage: Eukaryota; Metazoa; Chordata; Mammalia; Primates; Cercopithecidae
Gene: TBCA
Product: tubulin folding cofactor A
Exons: 5
Coding region: 102-497 (131 amino acids)
Biological process (GO): post-chaperonin tubulin folding pathway; tubulin complex assembly
Cellular component (GO): microtubule cytoskeleton; cytosol
Molecular function (GO): beta-tubulin binding
Source: RefSeq, a predicted model, not a curated record